This is a messenger RNA of Xenopus tropicalis (tropical clawed frog), 3274 nucleotides long. RefSeq names its product phosphatidylinositol 3-kinase catalytic subunit type 3 (gene pik3c3). Lineage: Eukaryota; Metazoa; Chordata; Amphibia; Anura; Pipidae. Gene Ontology annotation, molecular function: kinase activity; phosphotransferase activity, alcohol group as acceptor; transferase activity. The record is from RefSeq and is a predicted model, not a curated record. The transcript is spliced from 25 exons. The coding region runs from base 108 to 2771 and encodes 887 amino acids. Gene Ontology annotation, biological process: phosphatidylinositol-3-phosphate biosynthetic process; pexophagy; autophagosome assembly. Gene Ontology annotation, cellular component: phosphatidylinositol 3-kinase complex, class III, type I; peroxisome; phosphatidylinositol 3-kinase complex, class III, type II.
UAGACCCGGAAGCGGUAGGAAGAGCCAAUCGGUGAGCUCUGCGGGGACGUACCGGGCUCCAGGCUGUUUAUACUUCUUUGUGCCGGUGCCGAUCUGUGACUUUCACUAUGGGAGAGUCCGACCGCUUCUACUAUGUGUAUAGCUGUGACCUGGAUAUCAGCGUCCGCCUCAAAAUAGGGAGUCUGGAAGGGAAGAGGGAGCAGAAGAGUUACAAGGCUGUGCUGGAAGACCCAAUGCUCAAGUUCUCGGGUCUCUAUCAGGAAACCUGUUCCGAUCUCUAUGUGACCUGCCAGGUGUUUGCAGAAGGAAAACCUCUCGCUCUCCCUGUGAGAACCUCCUACAAGGCCUUCAGCACCCGAUGGAAUUGGAAUGAGUGGCUGAAGCUCCCCGUGAAGUAUGCGGACUUGCCCAGAAGCGCCCAAGUGGCUCUGACCAUCUGGGAUGUGUAUGGGCCCGGGAAAGCCAUUCCAGUUGGUGGAACCACUGUGUCUUUAUUUGGAAAAUAUGGAAUGUUCCGCCAAGGAAUGCACGACCUUAAGGUGUGGCCCAAUAUCGAAGCGGAUGGGUCCGAGCCGACUAAAACUCCCGGUAGAACGAGCAGCUCUGCCUCUGAAGACCAAAUGAGCAGAUUGGCUAAGCUUACCAAGGCUCACCGGCAAGGUCACAUGGUUAAAGUUGAUUGGCUGGACAGAUUAACCUUUCGAGAGAUUGAAAUGAUCAAUGAGAGUGAGAAGCGCAGUUCUAACUUUAUGUACCUGAUGGUGGAGUUUCCCUGUGUGAAAAGCGAUGAGAAGGAGUACGGCAUCGUUUACUAUGAGAAGGACGGUGACGAAUCAACUCCAAUCUCCUCAAGCUCAGAGAUUGUUAGAGUUCCGGACCCUCAGAUGUCAAUGGAAAAUUUAGUGGAGAGUAAACAUCACAAGCUUGCCAGGAGCCUCCGGAGUGGCCCGUCUGAUCACGAUCUAAAGCCGAAUGCGGCAACGCGGGACCAGCUGAACAUCAUUGUUAGUUACCCCCCCACCAAGCAGCUGACGUCGGAGGAACAGGACCUGGUGUGGAAGUUCCGUCACUACCUGACGAAUCAGGAGAAGGCUCUGACGAAAUUCCUUAAGUGCGUCAACUGGGACCUGCCGCAAGAAGCCAAGCAAGCCCUGGAGCUGCUGGGGAAGUGGAAGCCCAUGGACGUAGAAGAUUCCCUGGAACUCCUGUCUUCCCAUUUUACCAAUCCGACGGUGCGGCGCUACGCCGUGGCAAGGCUUCAGCAGGCCGACGAUGAGGACCUGCUGAUGUACCUGUUGCAGUUGGUACAAGCUCUGAAGUAUGAAAAUUUUGAAGACAUAAAGAGUGGCUUAGAGCCAACCAAGAAGGACAGUCAAGGACCCAUGUUGGAGAGCAUGACCACCUCUGGAAUAAACCCAGAAUCAGACAGCUCGCAGGUCAUAUCCAACCCUCUCCCAUCAGCAGUAUCUUCUCCUGCACCAUCUUCUAAGACCAAGGAUGGUUUAGAUGCUGAGAAUCUAGAACAAGACCUCUGCACUUUCCUGAUAUCGAGAGCCUGCAAGAACUCCACGCUGGCCAACUAUUUAUACUGGUACGUCAUAGUGGAAUGUGAAGAUCAGGACACCCAGCUGAGAGACCCCAAGACCCACGAGAUGUACCUGAAUGUGAUGAGACGGUUUAGUCAGGCCUUGCUGAAGGGCGAUAAGUCGGUCCGGGUGAUGCGCUCGCUCCUCGCCACGCAGCAGACGUUUGUAGACAGACUGGUUCAUCUGAUGAAGGCAGUGCAGCGUGAAAGUGGAAAUCGGAAGAAGAAGAAUGAGAGGCUCCAGGCGUUACUGGGAGAUAAUGAGAAGAUGAAUCUGUCCGAGUUUGAGCCAAUCCCUCUGCCUCUGGAGCCGCAGGUGAAGAUCCGGGGUAUCAUUCCGGAAAAAGCCACGCUGUUUAAGAGCGCGCUAAUGCCAGCCAAGCUGUACUUCAAGACUGAAGAUGGGGGCAGGUACCCCGUUAUAUUCAAAAAUGGAGACGAUCUACGACAAGAUCAGCUGAUUCUUCAGAUUAUUUCCCUGAUGGAUAAGCUGCUGCGCAAGGAGAAUCUGGAUCUGAAACUGACACCAUACAAGGUUCUUGCAACGAGCACGAAGCACGGUUUCAUGCAGUUCAUUCAGUCUGUGCCGGUAGCCGAGGUACUAGCCACGGAAGGCAGCAUCCAGAACUUUUUUAGGAAAUAUGCCCCGAGUGAGAAAGGACCAUAUGGAAUAAGCGCUGAGGUUAUGGACACGUAUGUGAAAAGUUGUGCUGGUUACUGUGUCAUUACGUAUAUCCUCGGAGUUGGAGACCGACAUCUGGACAACCUCUUGCUAACCAAAACAGGAAAACUGUUCCACAUUGAUUUUGGAUACAUUCUGGGAAGAGACCCUAAGCCCCUACCGCCGCCGAUGAAACUGAACAAAGAAAUGGUGGAAGGAAUGGGAGGGACACAGAGUGAGCAGUACCAGGCGUUUCGCAAACAGUGUUACACCGCAUUCUUGCACCUCCGCAGGUAUUCCAAUUUGAUCCUUAACUUGUUCUCGCUCAUGGUUGACGCCAACAUCCCGGACAUUGCGUUAGAGCCAGAUAAAACCGUUAAAAAGGUGCAGGACAAAUUUAGACUGGAUCUCUCAGACGAGGAGGCCGUACAUUACAUGCAGACUCUCAUUGACGACAGCGUCAACGCUCUCUUUGCAGCUGUGGUGGAACAGAUACACAAAUUUGCCCAGUACUGGAGAAGAUAGAGGCUGCUGCUUUUGCUAUGAAAAAGAGGACAUCCUACAAGAAGAAGCUGGAAUCACUCCCAUACCCUGGCUGUUAAUAUAAUAUUCAGGAUAAAAUGGCAGGGCACCGCCAUUUUGACUUCUUUAUCAUGUGGCCGUUGAAACAGAUUAAUGGGCGGCGGCUUUGCAUUUGUAAAUAUGUCUAUAUCUGAGAACAGUUAAUGUUUCGGUGUAUAGUUUAAUAUGCAAUACAUAUUUGUCAGCUCCACGGCUCUCACCAUCCUAUCGUAAAUAUGGCAUCAUGGGUAAUUUUGUAAAUAUUUCAAAAAUGGUGCCAGUUUUUUUUAACCGCAGUAUCUAAAAUAUGUUUCAAUUGUGACCUGAAUUGUAUUAUUUUGCCCGUCUAGGUAAGUACCAUUUGGCCGAGGGAUAUUUGGAGUCCAGGUUUUCUUUUUUCUUUUCCAGAUUUGGAGAAAUUUGAUAAAUUUAUGGGUAAAUUUAGUAAAUACAAAGUACGGAAUCCA